This is a messenger RNA of Fusarium coffeatum, 231 nucleotides long. RefSeq lists its product as uncharacterized. The transcript has 3 exons. The coding region runs from base 1 to 231 and encodes 76 amino acids. The record is from RefSeq and is a predicted model, not a curated record. NCBI's taxonomy places the organism in Eukaryota, Fungi, Ascomycota, Sordariomycetes, Hypocreales, Nectriaceae. Gene Ontology annotation, biological process: mitochondrial respiratory chain complex IV assembly. Gene Ontology annotation, cellular component: mitochondrial inner membrane.
AUGCCUACAAGCCCGCACUCAACUUACUAUGAUCGCCGCCUGCGACAGGGCCCGGCGCUUGUGCGAGCACGACGACCCUACCUUGUCAAGAACGCCGUCACCGGCCUCGGUCUUUUGGCUGUCGUUGGAAGCAUCUAUUGGUACACCCUCAACGCCGUUGGUCAAGACAACUUUGACGAUGUCAAGGUCCCCGAUGCGCCCAAGCCAACGAAGCCCACCGCCUCCAAGUAG